Messenger RNA from Symbiodinium sp. CCMP2456, 6603 nucleotides. The record is from the annotation of a GenBank genome assembly. Lineage: Eukaryota; Dinophyceae; Suessiales; Symbiodiniaceae.
AUGACACCCGAGCCUUUGACCAAGCUCGAGCUUCAUGGCGGCCAGGCAAGAGCUUUCUCAGCGCUGCUCAGCUGCUCUGCGCGGCAACACCUGAAAGUUUUGGAUGUUCGUGUGCAAGGCUUAAGUAGCGUGGCGAUAUCCCACACGCCCUCGCUUCAGAAGCUCAGAUUCAGUGCUGUUGACCUGGAGCAUUUUGUCGCGGACUGCCCCUCCCUUCGUGACUUUGAUUUCGACUGGGAGGUUACUGAUCAGCUUCGGACCUUUGAGCUUCGUGCUGGGAAGCUCGCCGCGCUGCAGAAACCCGAGGGGCUGCUCCUUCGGAGCUUCCGAUUGGAAGGAGGCCUGCAGAGCCUGGACCUCUCCGAACUGCGGCCCACAGAACUUUCUCUCGCUUUGCCUGAGAAUGCGGAUGUUCUCUGGCCGGAUCGCAUGGCUUCGCGUUGCCUUCGCCGGCUUAGCCUCGAUCUCGGAGUGUUUGUCAACGAGGACCGUGCGCAACGACCACUAGAUCUGCGAAACUUUGUCAAAGUUCAGAGGCUGUCGGUGCGGUCAGGCUCGCCGACACUUUGCUUACCUGAUGCGCUGCAGCUUCAAGAGCUAUUUCUGGAGGUGCCAGGUUUGGCAACGCUCGAUCUCUCUGAUUGGGCGGUCUUUGGUGAGCUCCGACAGUUGGAGCUGCGCGGCUGCAACCUGCAGGAGCUGGCUCUCCCGCAGGGUGGUGAGCUCCGGCGCAUCACGCUGAGGGCGACGCAGCUCCCAAAGCUGCAGUUUUGGCUAAAGGCGGCUGAGUCUGUCGAUGUCCAAGCACCGAACAUCUCGCGUCUACAUAUCGGUGGCUGCACUGGCCUUUCCAGCCGCUGCUUGUCUCAUCUGCUGGCAGGUUGCCAACAACUGGAACAACUACAGCUGUCCCACUGUGCGUCCGUUGAGUCACUUGAACUUUCCUCCACGAGUCUCGAGGAGCUGAAGCUGCGUCUCAGUCGAAGCCAUCGCUUGCAGACAUUGCGCCUCCGGUGCCCCAGCCUAGCGUGCAUUGCGCUGCCUUUGGCACCGCUUGCUGCGGCGAAUCUGCGACGGUUGAGCCUUGAAUCUGCAAGGCUCACAUGCUUGGAUCUCAGCUCCUUGCGGUGGCAGGAGCUGCUUGAGCUCAGCCUGCAGCUUCCGCAUCUAUCAGUGCUUCAGCCACCCGAAGCAGCAAAACCUCUCGUGGGUAGCUCUCCGGAGCUUGCCUGCAAGCCGGAACCUGUACAAGUCCUCAUCUUUUCCAAGCAUCUGAACAAGUUGGACCUGACAGGCUUGCGACAUGCGAAGCGCAUCGACCUGACGUUGCAGUCCUGGCGUGCUCAAGUUCUAUGGCCAAGGCAUGCAAGGCUACAAGCAGGUUCCCACCCCGCAACCCUGCGUUUGUGGCUUCCGUGCUCUGAGACUCCGCUGCCCCCACAAGGCUGCGGGCUUCUGGAGUCGGCAGAAACUGUGGACUGUUCGGGUUGUCAUGUCCUGAAACCGGAAGCUUUGAAGCCGGAAAUGUUCCCGAACUUGACCUCCCUCGACGUGACAGACUGUCAGGAAUUCAACGACACUGCCUUGAUCAACGUGGCUGGUGCCCCGGAACUUCGGCGACUGCGCUGCCCAGGCCUCAGCUGUAUCAGCCAGAACGGCGCCACGAACAUCACGGUGAAGACCAUUGGCGGUACUCCAGGAUACAAGUGUCCUGUCUAUGAGCGCACGCGACGAUGCACCGAAUCGUCCGAGGUGUAUUCCUUCGGCAUGGUAAUGCUGGAGGUGAUGACAGGCCUGGAUCCUUCGGCCACCGACCCAGCAGCACCUCGAGGCAUCGUCUUCCCGCUUGCAAAGACAGUGGCUCCAAACACGCCUGGCUCGCUGCAACGGCUCAGAAGGCCUGUGGCGGAGCAGGACAAGCCGGACUUUGUGUACGAACCACUGAACGUCGGACGUGACUUUGGACCUUUAGACCUUGCGUCCACAGUCAUCUAUUGCCGGUGGGUUGAUGUGCUUUGCAAAGAACAUCACCGGUGCCGAGCCUUAGUCCACAUCACUGCUGAUGGCACGCGAGAGACAUGGAGCAACACAGUGACCCUCUGCUGCGCGUACUCCAUUCUGGCAAAAGGAUUAUCUGCGCAGGAUGCGUACCAGCCGUUCGCUUACCUGGAUCUUCCGGCGUUCGUAGAUUGUCGGGGGGAGGGUGCGAACGGGAUCGAGCUGCAGGAAGAGGAGUCGGACUUCAGAUUGAGCGUGCUCGAUGUCUUGAUGGGCAUCCAGCGAGCCCGAGAUUUGGGCUGGUUGGAUUACCGAAGCUUCCCAGUGGAGGUGUACACCCAAAUGCUGCGAGCAGAGCAUGGGGACAUGAGUUGGAUACUGCAGGGCAAAGCCCUGGCGAUGGCCAGUCCUUGGGCACAGCCCGUAGACACGGAGGGCAUGCCUGUUUGCACUCCAGAUGUCCUUGUCCCAUAUUUUCUCGAGAACAAGGUUGAAGUCGUAAUUCAGUGCAACCAUCCUCAGUCCGAGGAGAAGGGGGAGCGGAGAGAGCUGAUCAGCUAUGAUCCACAGCCUUUUGAGAAUGCCGGCAUCAAACAUGUGUGGCUUCCCUUCGAAGAUGGGGGUUGCCCAUCCACGGAGCUCAUCCAGCAGUUUCUGCAAGUUGUCGAGCCGCACAGUGGCGCAUUCGUCGUCCACUGCCGGUCUGGACUUGGCAGGACUGCCACGGUCAUUGGGAUUUAUGCUAUGCGACACCUCGGUUUCACGGCACGGUCCUUCAUAGGCUGGUCACGAGUAGUGCGGCCUGGGACAGUCCAUGGCAGCCAGCAGCAGUAUCUCGUGAAUCUGGAGCCAUACGUGCGCCCUGGCGUCGAGAGAUCAUUGGCCAACUUGAACCAGGUAGAGCAAUUGCAGAUGCUGCCGGUGCGCGAGCUAAGCUUUUGGGCUCUUGACUUGGGUGUGAAUCAUGCACUGCUGGCUAAUCGCUCACGGACCGAGCUAAUUGAGAUCAUUCUUGAAGCACGUGGCAACGUCAAGUCCGGAUCCAACUUGCGCGCGCCUGACCCCGCAGCGCAUCGGCCACCUGACCCUGCAGCGCACCGGAAUUCAGUGACGGCCGGAACCCCCGAAACGAUUGUGCCACAGCAAUCGCAGAGUGCCAGUCAGAAAACCCUGGGCGAACCAAGCAUAGAUCCGUGGCAGGAAGCUCUUCAGUAUCUCAGACUUCUGGGCUCUCUGCACGACGGUUCUGGAGCAGAUGCCAUCAUCCAGCUGGUCGAGCAGAUUCGAAACAGCCCCUCGGCUCGACCCGUCAUGAAAGCCGAUGAAGUUGAAUCGGCAGCCAUGAAGGAAGUCAGUGCUGCACAUGCUGCAGCUUUGGCAGAGACACGACGAAAGGAGGCCGAGUUGGGGGAAGCUUUGCAGCUUGCCAGGGCUGCUCGGCGAGAAUGCGUACAAGUCAAGCUUUCCAUUGCCAUGCAGCAAGAUGCAUUGCUCCAAGCCAGCAGCGAUGCUGUGAGAGAGUCGACUGUAAUGGCCGACUUGCAGCGCCAACUGGCAGAGGCAGCGGAGGUGCGACGCCAGAAGCUGGAAGCUCACCGAAAGGAGCAGGCUGCCCUGCAAGAUGCCAAAGACCAGUGGAAAAUGCUUCAGAUCCAAGCAGAGACUGAAACCAUUAACAGCAACGUUAGCGCGGUUGGACCGAUGGAGGCCUGGCAGAAUGCCAAGCGCUCACUCGAUCGCUUGCGUAUGCUGGCCUUGCGCAGCGUCUGCUGCCCUGAGGAGGAGAAGAGACCAACUUUUGUGGCGACUUGGCUCAAUGCGAUUUCGGAGACGGUGUGGACCCGCAUUGAUGUUGAACUUGGGAAGGGGGGUCUGAGAUGGGACUUCACUGAAUAUGCGGCGUGGCUCAUCACCCCGGCAUUCUCCCCGGCCCGCACAGGUGGCUGGUCAGCUGGGCUCUCAGCUUCCAUACUAUGGCCCUCGGAGAACAUUCAAUCCUACGAGUGGCCUAGGAUAGCACAAUCAACUUUCGCCGACUUGAACGCAUGCCAGCAGUUAGCAGACUACUUGCUGAAAAAGUUGGAAAAAGACAAUCCCCAUGUGAAACUGAAAUGCUUGAAGAUCAUCAAGCAUGUAUGCGAGCAGGGGAAACCCGAAUUCAAACGCGCAGUUCAAAGAAAGGCAGACGUCGUGAAAUCAUGCCUGCAAUUUCGGGGUACACCGGAUCCAUUGAAAGGCGAUGCCCCAAACAAAGCUGUGCGGGAAGAAGCCGACUUGGCCGUCAAAGCCGUGUUCAGCUCCAAUGCAUCGCUGAAUGCGUACGGCUUUAGCACUGCACAGGGCAAGAAGAUGCAGGGUUUCGGCAGCGAGCCGAGUGAUGACAUCAGCAGCAGGAUAGGGAAUUUGCCAUCAAGCUUCAGCGGUGGCGGAAGCAGUUUCGAAGGCGGUAACUUUGGUAAUAGUGGUGGCAAGUCGUUUGGUUCAGGAGGGAUGGUGGGGUUCGGCAAUCCGAAUUUUGACAAUGCCCCUAAAGACGAGAAGGAUAGCGUCUUCAACAAAGCCAUGUCCAGCACGAUGUCUGCAGUUUCCUACCUGCAAUCCAAAGUUACCGGAGCCCCGAACUCAACCCCGUCGUUCCAUUCUUCAUCUGACAGCACUUACAGACCGCCACCAGUAGGUGGGGGCUUUGGGAGCAGCCAGGGAGGGGGCUGCGGUGGAGGCUGCAGUGGAGGCUAUGGUGGCGGCUAUGGUGGUGGCUGCGGAAGUGGUGGGGGGAACUAUAGCAGCCCCAGCUACGCAGGCGGAGGUGGCUUUAAUAGCAACAGCCACCAUGCAAACCAGGGCCGCCGUUGGGGUCAUCAUCCACCUCGAGAGGAACCAAAGGAGGAGGAGCAACCGGAGCCUGUACGAGAAGAGCCUCCAAAGCCACCGGCGCCGAUGGUGGACCUUUUGGACAUGGAUGAGGCUGCCGCACCUCAGGCUGCAGCUGUCAGCUCCCUCUUAGAAGACGAGGCACCUGCCAGACAACCAGCAGCCUCUGGAUCUCAGGAUCUCCUGGGUGGCGAGCUCCUGGGGAUGGAGGGCCCUUCUGCCGACGGUGCUCCCUCGUUGCAGCCUGUCUCUGAGAUGCAGGGUGGCUUGUUCUCCGGCUUGGAGGUUUCCGGUACGGGCGGGCCUGCCCCCCUUGCUGGUGCAGGUGCCGCAACAGGCAGCACAGCAGCUUGUGGGGGAGGUGGGCUCAGCAUCAUGGGAGGCGGAGCUGCAGCCGGUCCAAUGGGUGCCUGCUCCGCAGCAGCACAGCCACCUGGCAAUGCCGGUAUGUUAGGUGGUGGCAUGAUGGGUGGUGGCUCUAUGCCGAGCACGUCGAUGGGCGGGAUGAUGCCAGGUGCCGGCCAACAAAUGCCCUGCAUGGGCAGCUGUGGGAUGAAUGCGCCCAUGGGUGGGCCGAUGGGCGGCCCCAUGGGUGGACCGAUGGCACCUAGCAUGGGUUGUGGCAUGGCAGGUUGCAACGCCAUGGGCAUGUGUGGCGGCUGCAACAUGAUGGGACCGGGCCCCAUGGGUUGUGGCCCCAUGGGUUGCGGCAUGCCAGGUUGUGGUCCUAUGGCAGGACAGGGCAUGGGUAUAAAUCCCAUGCAGGGUGGUAUGCAGCAGAUGCCGCCACAGAUGCAGCAGCAAAUGCAGCAGAUGCAGCCACAAAUGGCGCAACAGCAGAUGCAGCAUCAAGCUUACAUGCCACCCUCUGGUGCACAAGCACCGUACCAAAACGGUAGCGCACCCAUGUCAGGGAUGAGUCUUGGCCAGAUGUCCAGCCCUGCUGGAGGGGGGAGCUCUGCCUUCAGCUUCGUUGGCGGUGGCAGUCCGGCAAUGGCACCGGUGUCGCAGGCACCGGCAAACGACCUAGCCUUCAGCUUCGUCGCUGACGUGAAAAUGCAGAUGCCAGAGAGGGCCACGCUGGCUGCAGCAGCGCAGCAGUCAUCGUACUCGGACACGCUCAAGUCCCUCGUCGUGGAGAAGGAUCGUUCAGAUGCCGAGUUUGUGCUCGAGCUCCUGGAGUCUGCGGGCUGCAAUGCGGAGGGGCUGCCCGUUGAAGAGCGGCGGCUCGAAUUGAAGCCAGAUCUGGAAGGUUGCCCUGGAGGUCGCAUGGCAACUCGAGUGGGAAGGCAUUGGCAAAGCCGUCUUUUCGAAGCAUGGCUUCCGAACCCACAGCAGCGAGCUUGCAUAUCGAGGAGCGCGCUGCAGAUCUCUUGGUCAAGAAGUGGUGGAGAUGUCACCAUACUGGCAGAAGGCUCAAACCCAUUGCUCGUGGAUGCCAUUCCGCUUCACCGAGGCAGCUCGACCUCCCUGAAACCGGGAGCGGAGAUCACCUUCAGAUACGAGAUGCAUGUGUUGCUGCGGUUGCGCUUCGCAGCGCAGACCCUGGUCGAUCUCCGCAGUUCUUGGGUCGACUUCUGGACACUACUGGAUCACAGCCCAGUUGGACGUAUAUUGAAAGUCAUCGAAGCAGAAAAGGUGGUUGAGAAUUGGCUGCCCCUGGCUCCGCAGCGGAAGGCUCAGUUUUGGACCGGAUCGCCUUCAAGCCACAAGACCACAUGUGUACGCUCGUGA